This is a messenger RNA of Pomacea canaliculata, 1826 nucleotides long. RefSeq names its product alpha-(1,6)-fucosyltransferase-like. Lineage: Eukaryota; Metazoa; Mollusca; Gastropoda; Architaenioglossa; Ampullariidae. The transcript is spliced from 7 exons. Bases 1 to 1224 code for a protein of 407 amino acids. Gene Ontology annotation, biological process: protein N-linked glycosylation. The record is from RefSeq and is a predicted model, not a curated record. Gene Ontology annotation, molecular function: alpha-(1->6)-fucosyltransferase activity.
AUGGAGCGAGAGACUGCGAGACGGAGAGUAGAAUCAACGGCGAGAGAGGUCUUCUACUUCAUCACUGCCAAGAUGGACGCACUCAGAAGUGGAAACUUUUCCGUUAAUGAGAGGCGCUAUCCAGUGACCUUCACCGGCUGCGUCACGUGGACAAAGACGAGGAAUGGCGAGACAGCGAGUCCAGACGACUUGGAGAACUCGUGCAGCGACGUCUCCAACAGCUGCAGAACCCACAGAACUGCAGCGAAGCGAAACUUGUCGUCUGCAACUUGGGGAGACACAUUCGGCUUCGGCAGCAUGUUGCACGAGGCGACGAUGUGUCUGUUGACGGCCUACGCCACACACCGGACACUUGUUCUCACAACCAACGGCUGGAGAUUCACCCCGAGCACCUGGGACACCUUCAUGAUGCCGCUGUCUACCUGUACAGCCAAUGACACUACAGACAUGGACCCUAAAAAUCAGACAGCUUCUGCUCGUGUCGUUGAACUCAAAAGUCUGAUAGGAGACUGGAACAAUUCAUCUGCCAACUUUCGUCCUCGCGCCAUCCCAGCAGACCUGGCCAAGAGGUUAAAGACCUUCCACGGUGACCCCCCGACCUGGUGGGUCGGUCAGCUGGUCAGCUUCCUCCUGCGUCCUCAGCCUCACUUGCAGCAGACCAUCCAGACACAAGGCGAGAAAAUGGGAUUUCAUCGUCCUAUAGUGGGCCUUCAUGUGAGACGGACAGACAAGGUGAAUGACCAGGCGGCGUUACACAGUGUGGAGGAGUACAUGAAGCACGUGGAGCAGUAUUACGACCUCAGACAGCAGCACGAGGACAUCAAAGAACGCCGACUGUUUCUAGCAACUGAUGAGCCGUCAGUGUUUACUGAACUUCAGAAAAAGUACCCGCAAUAUAACAUUAGCCGGGUGGAAGGCAGCGCGACAGCAGCGUCUGUAAAUUCCCGUUACACCAAAGAUGGACUGAGUGCAGUACUAGUGGACCUGCACUUCCUGUCCAUGUGUGACUUUGUCGUCUGCACCUUCACUUCAAAUAUCUGUCUGGCGGUGUACGAGCUGCUACAGACCAGACAUGGCGACGCCUCCAUGAAGGUGUAUUCUCUGGACUCCUCAGUCUAUUGUCUCACAUACUACGACAUCCACUACCUGCGAGCUGUUUUCAACCACGAAGCACGGUUCGUCGGAGAACUCUCUCUUUCAAGUUGGGGAUCUCGUCCAUGUUGAGUCCUACCUUUUCGGCAAUAGGGAUCGUUCAUUAUCUGGUAACUUAAGAAACGGCUCCACCUUUGGCAUCAACAAACGGACAGGAAAACGAGGUCUGUUCCCCUCCUACAAGGCCGUGGAUGAAAUCGUAGAAGAAAACAUGGGGGCAUACGACUAGAAUAAGAUGACACAACAACUGAAGUGAUGCUGAGAAUGUAAAGUGCGAAUAUGUGUUGUUAUGUACACAUUUUGUGACCAAUAACAAUAUAUUCUGUCCGGUUAUUUUAUGAAACAUUCAUCAACAAAUACGAAAAAUGAAGUUCUACAAGGCCUUUGAUUAAAUCAGACGUGUAGAUGACUGGGGUGUAAAGGGAGUGCAAGGAGAGUGAUAGCUGGGUUACCUCCCUUACAUCGUGUAUGGUGGAGGUGGCACAUCGUCGCUAGUGGCCUUUAAAGCUCACAUUGCUCCAUGCAGCAGUAUUAUUCUAUCACGCAGUUGUUUGCUGUUCUUUGUGUCUGUAAAUCUGUGGCUUGAGAUAGUUUGGUACUGUUCUGCCAUGUCAUGAUUUAUUUCCUGGUGUAUUUAAUGAAUUGAGUUCAGACAAUAAAAUUCCAGUUUUGUU